This is a messenger RNA of Drosophila innubila, 645 nucleotides long. RefSeq lists its product as uncharacterized. The transcript has 3 exons. NCBI's taxonomy places the organism in Eukaryota, Metazoa, Arthropoda, Insecta, Diptera, Drosophilidae. The record is from RefSeq and is a predicted model, not a curated record. The coding region runs from base 154 to 633 and encodes 159 amino acids.
UUGUUGACUGUUAUGUGAUGUCCGCUGCUUACGCAAAUCGUUGCGCAUACGCAGCGUGUUGCCGUGUACCGUUAUGCAGGCUAAGCCCGCCGCCACCCACACAAAGGCUAAAGGCAGCACCCAAACUACGUCAAUGGCAUAAAACUUUCUCACAUGACAACCUACUGCAAAAUGACAAAUGCAGUCUGUGAGACGAUGAAUAAAUCUUGGGUCAGAAUUGAUCAGUGUCGUUUGCGAGCAAUAAAUCGAAAUAUAACCACACUUAAUGUUGAGGUAACUCUUCUGCAACCCAUCAAUGUGGUCCACGUAAAUCUGGAACUGAGGACAAAGGCCUUUGGAUAUAGACCCUCGAUCUUUAACUACACAAUUGAUGCUUGUGCUUUUCUGCGAAAUCGCAAACAUCAGAUAUCCAAAAUGAUUUGGCACAUUUUCAGGGACUUUUCGACAAUGAACCACACGUGUCCCUAUGAGGGCACCCAGAUUUUAAAAGACUUCUACUACGAUCCCACAAAUCUGACACUGCCCAUACCAAGUGGGGAUUAUGUGAUGCUUUUGACUUGGAUGUUCGACAAGAGGCCGCAGUUGUCCACAAAUGUGUAUUUCUCAUUCUUUCAGGACACUAUCAAAGUAUGAUUAAAAACUAAU